UGUUCUUGACGAAUGAUAGAAUUGAGCAGGAGAAUCAGAGAGUCUUGGGAGAGAAUGGCAGGCGGAGGUAUUUCUAGCAUGUGGCGGGCUGUCUUCGUGAUGAGUUUUAUGUGGAAAUGGUAUUGCUCUAUGGCUGAGCAAGGAAUUGCCACAUUUUACACUUCUCCAUAUGUCCCAACGGCGUGCUAUGGAAAUGACCCGGAUCAAUUUCCAGCAGGAGAUUUGUUUGCAGCGGCAAGCGACACAAUUUGGGACAAUGGAGCCGCUUGUGGAAGACAGUACCGAAUCACAUGCACCGACGCAACAAAUCAAGGCGUUCUGAAGCCAUGCAAGAGUGGAUCCAUCGUCGUGAAGAUUGUUGAUCAUUGUCCCGCCCGAUGCGCGGGCACCUUCGAUUUAUCUCGGCAAGCCUUUGCCGAUAUUGCUGAUCCAGAUGCUGGCAAAGUUUACAUUAACUAUGAUCAGGGUGCGCUGGCACCUUCGAUUUAUACGAUCUUAAUAAAAAUUAAUAUCGUAUAA
Molecule: messenger RNA, 519 nt
Organism: Cryptomeria japonica (Japanese cedar)
Lineage: Eukaryota; Viridiplantae; Streptophyta; Pinopsida; Cupressales; Cupressaceae
Product: EG45-like domain containing protein
Exons: 2
Coding region: 13-519 (168 amino acids)
Biological process (GO): systemic acquired resistance
Cellular component (GO): cell wall; apoplast
Source: RefSeq, a predicted model, not a curated record